Lineus longissimus is the source of this 3330-nucleotide messenger RNA. RefSeq names its product aminopeptidase N-like. The transcript is spliced from 21 exons. Gene Ontology annotation, molecular function: zinc ion binding; peptide binding; metalloaminopeptidase activity. Gene Ontology annotation, cellular component: cytoplasm. Lineage: Eukaryota; Metazoa; Nemertea; Pilidiophora; Heteronemertea; Lineidae. Bases 39 to 2849 code for a protein of 936 amino acids. The record is from RefSeq and is a predicted model, not a curated record. Gene Ontology annotation, biological process: peptide catabolic process; proteolysis.
GCCAGAGGAGAGAUGGACAUGAUUCUUCAGCAGUAAUCAUGGUCUACCAAGCAUUGAUUUUCGUGUGCUUCUUCGGGCUAGCUCUGGCUGUAUUGCCACAUCCAGAUUUACAGCAGCGAAAUCGUUACAAGCGUUAUGCCCCCGCCAAAAACAACCACAACCUGCUCCAGGACACCCUUGUUCCGAUCCAUUACGACCUGACUAUCAGACCAGACAUUUACCAAGAAGAGAUAGCAAAUUUCAACUUCGAAGGGAACGUCACCAUUCAUUUCAAAUGUCGCCGUCCAACAAACAGAAUCAAGCUCCACGUGAUGGACCUCCAUAUAAUCCAGGAUGAUGUCCAUCUAUCUGGAGGUCAAGGCCGAUUCAAGGUCACGUCCAUGGAUACGGAUGAAGAAAGAAGCUUUGUCACUUUCCGCCUGAACAGACGACUGAAAAAAGGAGACGAGUAUACCAUAAGUAUAGUAUCUUUUACUGGCAAGCUGGUGCCGAGUUUAAAUGGCCUCUACCUUACUGGAUAUGUGGUGAACGGAACACGACACUACAUGGCUAUAACACAAAUGGAACCUAACUAUGCCAGGAGGAUGUUCCCUUGCUUUGACGAACCUGCCUUGAAGGCGACCUUCAGUAUCACAGUGUUGAGGAGAUCAUCUCACGUUGCUUUGUCCAACAUGCCACAGCUCAAAUCGGAAUUGUUGGAAAAUGGAUGGUUCGCCGAUACAUUUGACAAGACGCCGGUAAUGCCAACCUACCUCGUUGCUAUCGCCAUCACGGACUACAAGUUCACGCAGGGGUACACCAAGGAUGGAAUUAAGGUUCGUGUCUGGUGGCGGGAAGAGGAGCUGGACAAAACCAAACUGGCGUUGGAGACAGCAAUCAAGACGACAGAAUGGUUUACAGAAUAUACCGGGAUAAACUACACCCUUCCCAAGAUGGACCAUAUCGCCGUGCCCGACUUUGCUUGGGGUGGAAUGGAAAACUGGGGGCUGAUCACCUACGCAGCAUAUUGCCUGCCAUUCGAUCCUAAAGUUGACGAUAGCAACACCUGGGAAACAGUAACGGGAAUUAUCAUCCAUGAAGUAGCUCACCAGUGGUUCGGAAAUCUCGUGACUGCGAAAUGGUGGAAUGAUAUUUGGAUCAACGAAGCCAUGACUAGUUUUAUGACCUUUAAAAGUACAAAAGAUAUCUUACCGGGGAGUAGCACGGUCGAAGCGCACGUGCAUAAGCGAAGGCAAGCUUUUUUUAUGGAUGGUUACCACGACUCUCAUCCCAUCGACUACAGUGUGGUCAGACAAUCUGAACUCGACCAGGUCUUUGACUCCAUCACGUACGUCAAGGGUUCUUUGGUUCUGCAGAUGAUGGAAGGUGUGAUAGGAGAGAAGGAAUUCCAACAUGGCGUACAGAUUUUCCUUCAGACGCAUCAAUUCGGCAACGCUGAUCAGUAUGAUCUGUAUGACGCGUUUAAUGAGGCUCUUCAAUUCAGCGAUCAAUUGCAUCUAAGGAAUGUAGAUGUUGGCGAGUUCAUGGCUACUUGGAUCCAACAGGCCGGCUACCCAGUCUUGACCAUCCUUCAUGAUGAGACAGGCUUGAAGCUCAAUCAGUCGCGCUACCUCGUAGACCCCAAGAAAGAAAUUCCUGACAAGUUUAAAUCACAUUUCGGAGGUCUUUGGGUUAUCCCACUGUUUAUCUCAACCAAUGCGACAGGAGAGGCUGUUCAAACUCCGCCAAUUUGGAUGCAUGGCGCGGAAGUUGAGCUGAGUACCGAACUGGAUUUCACCAAUAAUAUUGACACAACCUGGAUCCUUGGUAACCACGGUAUGAAGGGAUAUUAUAUCGUUAAUUAUGAUGAAUCGAAUUGGAAGUUACUGGCAGAGCAACUCAUCAAGGACCACACGGUUAUCCCUCCAAUAAAUCGGGCUGAGAUUAUUUACGACACAGUUUUACUUGUGAAAUCCGGCGAACUUCACGUUUCCAAAUCUUUGGAGUUGGCCCGUUAUCUCAAAAAUGAAAAAGACUCCAAUCCUUGGACUGCUUUCAUUAAUGCUAUCGAACGCUACGGUGACAAACUACAAUAUACGGAUCAUUAUGGAGUGCUGAGGACCUACAUUUUGGAGUUAAUUGGACACAUGUAUAGUGACGAUGCGUGGGAUGUGGCGACAGAGAAAGGCAUAACCAAUCAUCGCAAGGAGCUGAUGGGCCUGAUACUUGCGACAGUUUGCCACUAUGACUAUAAGCCUUGUUUGAAAAAGGCACAGGACAUGUUCAAGGAUGCGACGACCACACCAAUUCCGGCGGAAGCUCGUAGGACUGUCUACUGCUCAGUAGUAAAGAGUAGCACUGUGGAUACCUGGGACAAAGUCUAUGCUAUGUAUCUUCAUGAAUAUCAAAAAAAUGGUGGCGUCUAUAAUUCCCUUGUCAACGAUAUUACUUUGGGCUUGUCUUGUAGUAGAGAAGAAUGGGUACUUAGGAGAUAUUUAGAGCUCGAGUUAGAUCGUGGCAGCAACGUAUACACGGUAUUCUCGAACGUGGCCAAAAAUCCGGUCGGAGGUCGUGUUGCGCUUAAAAUAGUCCUCGAGAGAUGGAACGAGACACGAGAAAACUAUGUCUUGGAUUCAGUCUGUGAAAAACUUUCGACUAAAGAAGAUCAAGAUAUGCUCCUGGAGUGGCUGGAGAAAAACCCGAAAGAGAAGGAUGGAUCGCAUAAAUAUUUCAUAGAGCAGGCCCUUGAGGUGAUGCAAACCAAUAUAGAUUGGCUUCAGAAUGAUGGCAAGAAAGUCAUCGAUUGGCUAAAUGAAAUAUACGAAGACUAUAGGCAGGAGGGUAUUCAGGUGGCUUAUGCAAACAGUUAGGGGUCUUGGUCGUGUGACUUCAUUUGUAAAUAUAGUCCUGGUGAGAAUAUGGCCAGUUUGAUGUAAUAUAAGAUAGGAGAGACUUAAUCGAUAUACUAUAAGAGACUCUGACUGGGUUACUUGCUGCUGCCUACAUAGAAACCCUUUAUUACACUCUCGAGGCAGUAGACAUUAACCAAAACGCUAUUGAUAUUGAAACUGCUUGCAAUGUAUACUGAUAUAAUAAGCUAAGUUGGGAUGUUAUUUGGGGACUUAUGUCCGUUUGAAGGAAUGAUCAGAACAAAGAAAGUGUCGCAACCAACCAUAGAGUGGAUGCCGCAAGCCCGACCGCGAGCAGUUUUACGCAGUUACUGGUGUUCGACCUUUUAGACUUGCAUGGGCCUACUGCAAGAAGUAGGCCUAUGAAUGUUGUUUGGCUCCUUGUUCUUGAUGGUUAGACGUUUUGGCUCACAAUAAAUAGCGUACUCAAGCUCGUAUGACC